AAUAACGGUGCAGACAUUUGAUGCCUAAUUUGGUUUACUGGGCGGGGAGCUGCACUUUUGAGCUGCUGGUGAAGUCAGGGAGCCGAGGAGUCGCGAUCUACGAUUCUCUGGCGCUGGAUGUCCCUCAGAAACGAGACAGUCAUUAUCCACUCCAAGGACCAGAAAGUUUUCUCUGCCUUCUCUGAGGAGCUGACGGUAUAAAUCCGAGGAAGUGACUCCCAACAGGAAGAGGCUCGUAUCUCACAGGAACCAUUUCAGCUUCUCACAUCUCCUAAUACAUCAUGGCCGUAGUCCUCCACUCCAGCCCCCUGCUAUGGACGCGGUUGGCAGCCCUGAUCUUCGCCUGCGUGGCCUUCUCCUUGGCCGUGCACGGAGGCAGAGUCCACCACGGCACCGGAGACUGGUGCAUCUUCUGCUGGGCCUUCAGUUUCGCCGGGAGUCUGCUCGUCCUCCUGGUGGAGCUCUUCGGCCUUCAGGCCAGAGCUCCCAUUUCCUGGAAGAACUUCCCGAUCACCUUCGCCUGCUACGCCGCGCUGCUCUGCCUGUCCGCCUCCAUCAUCUUCCCCCUCUACUUCCUCAAGGGCUCCUCGGGCCAAGGUGAAGUCGGCACCUACCGCAUCGUCUCGACCGUCUUCUCCUGCCUGGCCACCAUCGCCUACAUCACCGAGGUGAGCAUCAGCAAGGCGCGUCCAGGCGAGGUGGCCGGCUACAUGGCCACGGCCCCCGGCCUGCUGAAGGUCUGCGAGACCUUUGUGGCCUGCAUCAUCUUCGUCUUCAUCAGCGACCCCGUGGUGUACGACCGGAACCACGCGCUCAAGUACUGCAUGUCCGUCUACUGCAUCUGCUUCAUCCUGUCGGCGGCCAUCAUCCUGCUCUGCAUAGGCGAGUGCACCGGCUGCCUCCCUUUCCCCUUUGCGCGCUUCCUGUCCGGCUACGCCCUGCUGGCCGUGGUCCUCUACCUGUCGGCGACCAUCGUCUGGCCCAUCUUCAACUUUGAUCCCAAGAACGGCGGGGCAAAAAACAGGCCCCACUUCUGCAACACGGAGGUGGGACUGUGCGAUUGGGAUAAGCUCAUGGCGGUGGCCGUGCUCACGGGUGUCAACUUCAUCCUUUACCUGGCCGACCUGAUCUACUCCACCCGCCUGGUGUUUGUCAGCGCUUGAGGGACGAGAAAAAAAAGGGUGUUAGGCCAGCAGUAUGCUCCAAAUAAAAAUAAAAAAAAUUUCAUUUGGCAGGUUCUCAAAAGGCUGUCGAAUUGCUGUCAAAUACGACGGUGCGAGCAAAUGCUAGUGUAAUCACUGCGACUCCGGUCUUGUUUAAACGGCAUCCGCAUGACGGAGCUUGUGGGUCAUCGAUGGCAGCCGCCUGUGCAGUUAGACCACAACGGGUAUAGUUUAUCAUAUAGUUAUCUAGUGUGACUUCAUUUAGAAAUUUGAAUAUUUAAGGAUUAGAUUUUUUUAGCAUUGUAGUGGUACAAAAUAAAUAGUGGGAGAAGUAGAAGGGGCCAAAGAGGAGAUAAUGUAAUGGGGGGCAGUGGACUUGUCUUUUUUAAAGUCAAACCCAUGUGUAAUUUUGCCUUUGCAAAACCUGCCAAAUUUAAUUUUGUUUAAAGUGUACUGCUUAGGAACUUAGAGAGAGAGAAGAGGGAGGGGUUGAGGUCGAUGGCUAUGUUUACACGUACAACAAUAUUCCUUUAAAUUACCGAGGCUCUCUGUUCAUGUGUUGAAGCAUUUAUCAAAGUCAAACCUUGCAUUCAAGUGACCUGGAUAGUCUUUAAUCUUGAUUAUGAGAGAUCUGAACGUGAUUGCUGGAUCAUUUUCUUCUUCUUUAUUAACGGCAGAUCAUUGACCAUUGUAAAAUACAAAAAAAAGCAAUAUGUUUAGAAUCUGGAUAUGAGUAAGCUAUAUAAAGAAUCGUCAUGCCGAGACUCUAAACAAACAAUAUACAAGUUAACAUCCAAAAUACUAUGUGCAUGUAAACAUAGUCCAUAAUGACAAAUGAAGAAAAAAACUAAGAAAACGGCGGCUUAUUGUUGUGUUUUUGUUCAAUUUUCUUUUUGUUUUGCAUCAUGUCAGUUCGAUGCUUUAAGCUUAUGUUCAAUUUUGUUGACUGCCGAUCAGUAUUUUAUAUGUAUGUUUUUAAUCACUAGAGGACAAAAUGUAGAAAAAAACAACGAGCUGUUAAGAGCUCAAUAUAAGCUUAAAUAUUUGAAUGUCAUAUUUUUUUUUUGUGAUUUCAUUAAAUCAAAAUUGAUUGGUUUGUCUUCCCAACAGUAUGCACAGCAGCUGGUCAGAUUGUAUUUUUUAUGCCAUUUAUUUUUUUUCAAGGCUCCAAUGUCGUCACAUUUAAAGAAAAAAAAGAAAUAGUGUACAUGUUGUUAAGAUGAAUGCUAGGCUAGCUUUAAGCUCCCUUUAUUAUGAUAUCUGUGUAUCUGUAUCUGCAAGCUACAAUCAAUGGAAAGAAUAUAUAUGUGGAAAAAAACACAUGCUAGAUUAUGGAGAAAAGUAUGUUUAAAGUGCACUUAAUAUGAGUAUUUUCUGUGUGUAUGUGUGUAUCAAAGCAUCAAUUAACACCAAACUCCCACCACUAAAUUGACAUAUGUUGUUCAUUUUGGUCUAUUGGCUUCGUACUGCUGAUGCAGAGGUGCUUCUCUCUCUCUCUAGAUGGUGUUAGUGUUAUAUUAUUCGGCUUUUUUUUUAUAUCCAGCUAAUAAAACCACAUGUUAAACA
Cyclopterus lumpus (lumpfish) is the source of this 2729-nucleotide messenger RNA. RefSeq names its product myeloid-associated differentiation marker homolog. The record is from RefSeq and is a predicted model, not a curated record. Gene Ontology annotation, cellular component: membrane. The transcript is spliced from 2 exons. NCBI's taxonomy places the organism in Eukaryota, Metazoa, Chordata, Actinopteri, Perciformes, Cyclopteridae. The coding region runs from base 282 to 1163 and encodes 293 amino acids.